Molecule: messenger RNA, 1332 nt
Organism: Macrosiphum euphorbiae (potato aphid)
Lineage: Eukaryota; Metazoa; Arthropoda; Insecta; Hemiptera; Aphididae
Source: the annotation of a GenBank genome assembly
AUGUACUCCGCUGGUAAGCGAGACACUCAUCCGCCAGAUCGUCUAAUUGACCGUCUUCUUCAGCCUGAUACGCCCCCAAUGCCACCAACGACUACUAUGUCGGAGACACCGAAUAAAAACGUAACCACGGUUUCCCAAGCUGGGAUGGCAACAGGGAAUGUCCAUCCGCAGCCUACCAAAGUUGAACCUACCCUCGCCGAUCUUAUCGCCAUCAUGAAUGGUCAUGCCAGCGAUCAGGCACAACGGUUUGACCGUCUAGAAAAUCAGUUUAGUGGUUUUACCAAACGACAAGAUGCAGUUGAGUUGCGAGUGGAUAAAACUGAAAAAAAUAUCGCCACUCUUCACCGCAACUCGAUCGACCAGCGAACUGCAUACACGAAAUCCGAUGAGAGUGUAGCGAAGAUCCACGUCGACGUCGAAUCCCUUAAGGAAACUGUAAAACAGAUACAAUCCGAUUUAAAGGUACUUUCGAUCCACUCUACAUCUCAAGCGCAAUCAUUCCAGCCGAUAUCCAAUUCGACGGAGGCACAUAUCAACUCUCGACAAUUACCAAAUUCGUAUGGCCAGUCUUUUGUGUCUGCGUCAGUUAGUCAAUCGGAACGGUUCACUGAUGCCGUGUCCGAGUUCACUGGCCGUCGUCAGGAUGUGCACCCAGAGAAGUUCUUAAACCAGUUGGACCAAUACUUCUUGUAUAAUUGUCCACACGAUGAUCAACGUGUCGAACUUUUUCAACGGCGGUUGACCAGUGGUUCACGAGUAUGGUUUGAUUCACUUAUGCCUGUUCCAACCACCUAUGAGGAGGUGAAGAAGCUGUUCCGCCAGCAGUUUUGGUCUGAGGCCACACAAAGAAAAAUUAGGAAUGAAAUUUUCCAACCCUGUCAAUACCGUUCACCAGUGGGGAUCAACACUCAUGCUAUGACUUGGAUUGCUAAAGCUAAAUACUUAUCUCCACCCAUCGACCAAUUUGAUCUUGUUGGCAUAAUCAUACAGAAUUAUCCGUCUAUGUUGGGGAUGGCCAUCCGUGGCCGGGGGCCACAAACGACGAACGCCUUAUUGUCCGUAUUGACAGAGAUUGAGGAAUCCACGUCCUUCUGCGAGGCCCCAGGGUCCCGUCAGUCAGACCAUGGCCCAACUCAAUCAGCACGGAACCAUGACCAACCACCACGAGAUCCUCAAGAGCGGAGAGGAUAUCAGCCACGUAAUAAUAAUCGGAAUAACUACCGAAACGGUCCAAAUCGAGGUCCCCAAAAUUAUCACCGUCCUCCGGCUCGAGACGAAGAACCGAUUCAUCAGCUGAACGCUUCGGGAAACGAACCACAGUCUCGCCAGUGA